Messenger RNA from Pogona vitticeps (central bearded dragon), 762 nucleotides. The record is from RefSeq and is a predicted model, not a curated record. NCBI's taxonomy places the organism in Eukaryota, Metazoa, Chordata, Lepidosauria, Squamata, Agamidae.
AGCGGGGCGUCUGAAGCGCUCUGCCAGGGGAGCUUCCAAGGGGCUCGCGCGCGCAUGCGCGAGCAACCGCAGCAUCCCUUUACCCGUCCUCGCGGCUGCCGGGCACCGCCCUCUGUGACUCAACAGGGCGUGGAGGAGUUGCUGCUGCUGCUGCUGGAGGCUCCACUUUCCUCCCGCGGCAUCUCUCUCUCUCUCCCGCCCCCCCUUUCCGCUCUUCCAAAGGCAACAGCAGCAGAAGGAGCUGCGCAGCCGCCGCCACCACUCCUCCCUUCGGGGCUUUUUUUCUCUCCCCACCACCACCAGCACCACUCCGCCCAGGCGAGGCGAGAUCCCUCCAUCCGUCCCUUCCUCCUCCUUUCUUUCCUUCCCUCCUUUUCUCUCUAGUUGUUCUCUUCCUCUCUGUCUCUCUCUCUCUCUCGCCUUGUUCCCUCGAAGAAAGGGGCAGGAGACCGGGGUAGCCGAGCCAGCAUGGACGACCAACCGGGCCAGUCCCCCUUGGUCUCUUCCACCUCGCCCUCGUCUUCCUCCCUGCCGGGAGCGGAGCAGGGCGGGCAGCCCCAGAAGCCCCUCUUCCAGUACCAGUUCGUGAAGGAGCCGGAGGACGAGGAGGAAGAAGAGGAGGAGGAAGACGACGACGAAGAAGUGGACGACGAGAGGCUGGAAGUCCGGGAGCGGAAGCCCGUCUCGGCGCCGCCGGCCCCCGAAGUUUUUAGUAGCAUCAUGGAACUAAAUGGGAACAGGGGAUUUUUAGUUCAGAACUGA